CGUCUCUAUUGCGUCACUUGAAGUAUAAAAGCUACUUGUUUACCCAAGUUCAUUCACUCAGAUUUCAGCAGACGAGGAAGCAAUUAAAAAGUGCAACACACUAUAAAGCACUGGAAUGUACAAGACCGGAUUGUUCCUUCUUUUAUCCCUGUGCGUCCUGGCUUGCGAAGGCGCCGACCCUUGUUGCUCACAGCCAUGCCAGAAUCGUGGUGUGUGUACAGCUCUUGGUCAAGACUCUUAUGAAUGUGACUGCACACGGACUGGAUAUUAUGGACAAAACUGCACAGUUCCUGAAUUCUUCACAUGGCUGAAAGUGUCUCUGAAACCCACACCAAACACAGUGCACUAUAUCCUCACACAUUUUAAAGCUUUCUGGAACAUCCUCAACAACAUUCCAUUUCUGCGAGACUCUGUCAUGCGUUAUGUUUUAACAUCACGUUCCCAUUUAAUUGAAAGUCCCCCAGUCUUCAACGCUGACUAUGGCUACAAGAGCUGGGAAGCCUAUUCCAAUCUGUCCUAUUUCACACGUACUUUACCUCCUGUUCCCAAGGAUUGCCCAACACCUAUGGGAGUUGCAGGUAAAAAAGAGCUGCCUGAUGUGAAGGUGUUGAUGGAGAAGUUUCUGCUCAGGAGGAAGUUUAUCCCUGACCCACAGCACACCAAUCUUAUGUUUGCCUUCUUCGCUCAGCACUUCACACACCAGUUCUUCAAAACUGACAUGAAGAGAGGCCCAGCCUUCACUAAGGCCAAGAACCAUGGGGUUGAUCUGCAUCACAUUUAUGGGGAGGACCUAGAACGGCAGCAUAAACUCCGGCUAUUUAAAGAUGGAAAGUUAAAAUAUCAGGUUCUGGAUGGAGAGGAUUAUCCUCCACUGGUCAGUGAAGUUCAGGUGGAUAUGCACUAUCCACCUCAUGUGCCUGAGUCUCAUCGCUUUGCUGUAGGUCAUGAAGCCUUUGGUCUGGUCCCAGGCCUCAUGAUGUAUGCUACUAUCUGGCUUCGGGAACACAACCGUGUGUGUGACGUUCUUAAGCAGGAACAUCCAGAUUGGGAUGAUGAGAGGCUCUUUCAGACCACAAGACUCAUCUUGAUUGGUGAGACCAUCAAGAUCGUAAUUGAGGAAUAUGUGCAGCACCUUAGCGGCUACCACUUUAAGCUUAAAUUUGAUCCAGAGCUCCUAUUUAACCAGCAAUUCCAGUACCAGAACCGGAUCUCCUCUGAGUUUAAUACCCUUUAUCACUGGCACCCACUCAUGCCUGAUGACUUCCACAUCCAGGGUGAUGUCUACAGCUACAAGCAGUUCCUCUUCAACACCUCCAUGGUGACAAACUACGGCAUAAGCAGUCUGGUGGAUUCAUUCUCCAAGCAGAUAGCAGGCAGGGUUGCCGGUGGUCACAAUGUUCCGCCUGCAGUGAUGAUGGUGGCAGCAAAAUCCAUUGAGAACAGCAGACUGAUGCGCUACCAGUCUUUCAAUGCUUACAGGAAACGCUUUAACAUGAAGCCCUAUGCCUCGUUUGAAGAGCUGACAGGUGAAAAAGAGAUGGCGGCGGAGCUGGAAGAGCUGUAUGGAGAUGUUGAUGCUAUGGAGCUGUACACAGGCCUGCUUGUUGAAAAGCCACGUCCUAAUGCCAUCUUUGGAGAGACCAUGGUGGAGAUGGGUGCCCCGUACUCACUGAAAGGCCUGAUGGGAAACCCUAUCUGCUCCCCCGAGUACUGGAAGCCCAGCACAUUUGGUGGCAAAGUCGGCUUUGACAUCAUCAACACGGCCUCGCUGCAGAAGCUGGUAUGCAAUAACGUCAAGGGGCCUUGUCCUGUUGUGUCUUUUCACGUGCCUGAUGUAAAAGACUCGGUACUGACGAGGAUCAACGCAAGCACAGCACACUCGAGUAAAAAAGACGUCAACCCAACACUUCUACUUAAAGAGAGGACCUCUGAGCUCUGACAGACCACUACUGUGAUCGAUUCUUGACAGAGAUCAGGAACUAAACUAGCAUAAGUUUUAUUUAUUUAUUUAUUUAUUGCAUAUUUAUUUAAUUUUUUUCUAUUUAAAUUGUGCAUUUUUGUAUGAAAAACUCACGCUGUGUUUUAAAUUAAUGUACUAUAAAUCUUUGAAAAUCGAUAAAUAUUUCUGUUUCAGAACCAGAAUCAUGUUUUAUUAGCCACUCAAGUGUAGACAGAAGGAUUGUGAGGAUCUGGCUGAUCAGCUCUGGUUGUCUCUUUGUGUAGUCGACAACUAUUUUACUUUAAGUAAAAUGAAGAAUAUUGCACAACAAAGAGGAUAGAAAAAACAAUGUUAACUGCCUGUCAUCAAGCUUAUGAAGGAAAUAUGUGUUCAUUCAAGUCUGGUUGCAUGUAAAAAGGGUGGAUUCUGAUAUCUGGUGGUUUUCAUGCACAGUGAAUUGAAUGCCUGCUGGGUCAAAGGAUUGGAAACAUUUUUUUUUGCUCAUUUCUUGGUCCAGGAGGCAAACAGGGUUUUGAGAAUGGGCAGGUUUCCUUCCAGGGUUUUGAAAAUGGGCAGGUUUCCUCUCAGGUGUCUUUAGGCUGACUGACAAAGCCCUUCAGUCUGUUCAGGGUUGAGUUUCCCAAAAUCAUCAAAUUAAAUACAGUAAAGUGCUUUUAACAAUCGACAGCUUUACAGAAAUGUAUAUUAAAUUCCAUUUGUAAAUUUAAAACUUUAUUCUUAAUGUGCAAGUCAGAGGUGAAGGUUAUGAGGAAAAGCUCCCUGAGACGAUGUGAGGAAGAAACUUGAUGAAACCUUCCUCAAAAGGGACCCUCAUCCUCAUCUGAGUGACACCGGAGAGUGUGAUUAUGAAUAAUUUCCGCUCUGUAACUGUGUACUAUAUGGACAAAAACUGAAGCUGUGUAACAAGGAUCUUGAUGAGAACGAGAGAAUCAGAGUAACUUCUGAAUUCUUUACAGUUUAAUUCUGAGUAUUGAAGUGAUGAUUAUUGUCUGUGCAAGGCUUCGGGGAACCUCAGCCCAGGUCUCUACAGGUUACAGAAGCACAGCUGUUUCUGUGGUGUUGAGGACAGACUCAGAGGUGGCUGUGUAGAACAGGGCUAACAGCAGGGGUUCAGUUCACUGAUUUAUGUACAUUGUAAAAUAUUGAAUUUUUUUGUACUUUUGUGAUCCCAGAUGUUAACAAUGAUGACAAUAUUUACACUGUUUUCUUUAUUAUUAUGGAAAUAAUACUUGAACAAAUUUAGUUUACAAUUUACUUUACAUUUAGUUUACAAUUUACUCCUAAACAGUGAUUUAGCAUUUUACAGCAUUUUCUUGCCAUUUAUUUGCUCCUAGUUUAGGUUUUCCUGGUUACAUGAUAUUUAAAGAAUACUUAUUUCCAACUGACCUUCAGUAUCUUGUCAAACGAUUGCUCAUGCAAUAUUACAAGGCAGCUAAAUACAUGUGGUGGAGAGCAGGAACUGCCAUCCAUAAAUACAUACGCAAUACAUAAAUAAAUCAGAUAUAGUUGUUCUUAUUGACAGAGGAGAGAGAGCAACCCUGCUCCCACUUAUUACUUAUUCCCACACCAUUACCAGUGUUUUUCUUUUUAAUAAAUAAAUGAAUA
This is a messenger RNA of Hemibagrus wyckioides, 3565 nucleotides long. It is a transcript of the gene ptgs2b, whose product is annotated as prostaglandin-endoperoxide synthase 2b. The record is from RefSeq and is a predicted model, not a curated record. Bases 116 to 1939 code for a protein of 607 amino acids. Gene Ontology annotation, cellular component: neuron projection; cytoplasm. The transcript is spliced from 10 exons. Lineage: Eukaryota; Metazoa; Chordata; Actinopteri; Siluriformes; Bagridae. Gene Ontology annotation, biological process: cyclooxygenase pathway; response to oxidative stress. Gene Ontology annotation, molecular function: oxidoreductase activity, acting on single donors with incorporation of molecular oxygen, incorporation of two atoms of oxygen; prostaglandin-endoperoxide synthase activity; peroxidase activity.